UGGAGACCGGGACGCGGCUAGGGAUGGGGAAGGGGCGGGCCAGAAUCCUGUCUCCGGCGCCGCCCAGCCCACUCAGAGCCCAGGUCGCCAGUUCAGCUCCAGGGAGGUGGGCUGGAGAGCAGAGCUUGCCGGCCGGGUAGGGGGGCUCAGACUCCUGGUUGAGGGGCGGGGAAGGAGGGUGACGUGAGCCCGGCCGGGCGGGAGGAGUUGGGACCCGCUCGCGGAGGCGGGGGCAAGCGCCCAGAGGCAGACGCGCAGAGGGAGGCGGCCAAGCGGCGCGGGCGGCUCUGCGGAGGGCGCGGUGGGCGCGGGCGGCGGGGCCCGGGAUCCCCGCGCGCCUCCUCCGCGCGGCGCCGCCGCCGCGCGUCCCCACGCCCCGCGCUCCACGCGCCCUCGCCCCGCGCCUCCCCUGCCCGCCUCCUGUCAGCCUCCCGGCCGCAGCCGUCUGCAGAGCGAGCGCUCAAACGAAGCUCUCCAGCAAGUUGAUCGGUGGCAGAACCUGGGACGGAUCCCCCCAGCCCUGAUCCGGCGGCGCGUGGAGGCAACCCGCGUGGGCCAGAGGGGUGAUCCUCUAAAACCCCGGCCACGCCGAUCACAGCCUCGCAGGUCAUUGCACGGUGCGCCGCGCCACCGGCUUCGUUGCCUGCCUCCCCGGAGGGCAAAGCCGCUCUCCUCGGACCCUCGCGGCCAGCUUCGUCGCCGGUGACAGCUCCAGAGAGCGCCCGCUUCGUCGCCGCCCGCGCUGUGUGACCUGCGGAGGGGCCCCGCGCCCCGACACCCGGCAGGAGGAUGUGCGUCCCCGCGGGCCGGCCCGCCUGAGCGAUGCGCCCCCUCGGCGGCGGCGCGCCGGCCGGCAUGGAGCCCCGCGCGGCCGCGCUCUGACUCGCUGUGCGCCCCGCGGCCGGCGGGCGGCGGCGGCCCGAAGCCGGAGAGCGGCGCCACGGGACGGGAGCGAGCGGGCGCGGGCGCCGCGCAGAUGGCCGGGGCAAGCAAGGUCUGAGGCUCGGUUUCCCGAAACGUGACCAUGUGGAUCCAACAGCUUUUAGGACUCAGCUCCAUGUCCAUCCGAUGGCCCGGCCGCUCUCUCGGAAGCCAUGCCUGGAUACUGAUAGCCAUGCUGCAGCUUGUAGUCGACUUCCCGUCCUGUGAUUCGUUAGGCCCAGGGCCUGAGUUUCGGCUUCUCUCACGCCCACAGAGGCCACAGCGGCUGUGGAGUCUGCGAAGCGGACCCCCAACAAGGCUACCAACACCAGCCUGGAGUCCCCGCUCUGCCCGGGCCGAACGUGCGCACGGGCCCAUACAGAUGCAGACUCCCCGUGCUCGGAGGGCCCACAGGCCCAGGGACCAGGUGGCCACCCUCGGACCCAAAGGGGGACUCACCAAGCCCCCAGCUGCCACCGGAUCCAGCCCUUCCCUCCCUUCUGCAUCGGCCUCAUCCUCCAUGGUGGCCGCUGGCACUGCAGAGCAACAGAGCCUCCUCAGGCGGGGCAGGAGACACACGCAUGAUGCAGAGUUCAAUGAUUUCGACUUUCGUGGUGGCAGGCCCACGACAGAGACAGAAUUCAUAGCCUGGGGGCCUACGGGGGAUGAGGAAGCCCUAGAAUCCAACACUUUCCCUGGUGGGUUCGGCCCCACCACGGUCUCCAUCUUGCAAACACGGAAGACAACUGUGGCUACCACCACCACCACCACGGCCAGCACGGCCACCACCAUGACACUGCAGACUAAGGGGGUCACUGAGUCCCUAGAUCCCUGGAAAAGGACCCCUGUUGGGGUUAGCACAACAGAGCCUUCCACCAGUCCCAGCAACAAUGGGAAAGAUAUCCAGCCCCCAAGGAUCUUGGGGGAGACCUCAGGUCUGGCUGUGCAUCAGAUCAUCACCAUCACCGUCUCCCUCAUCAUGGUCAUCGCUGCACUCAUCACAACUCUUGUCUUAAAAAAUUGCUGUGCCCCAAGCGGGCACACUCGGAGGAACAGCCACCAGCGAAAGAUGAACCAGCAGGAGGAAAGCUGUCAGAACUUAACGGACUUCACCCCGGCCCGGGUGCCCAGCAGCGUGGACAUCUUCACGGCCUACAAUGAGACACUGCAGUGUUCCCACGAGUGUGUCAGGGCAUCCAUGCCCGUGUACGCUGAUGAGACACUGCACUCCGCUGGGGAAUACAAGUCCACAUUCAACGGAAACCGAUCCUCAUCUGCAGAUCGGCAUCUCAUCCCUGUGGCCUUUGUGUCUGAGAAAUGGUUUGAAAUCUCCUGCUGACUGGCCGAAGGCUUUUUACCUCCUGGGGGCAGGGCAGACACCAUGUGUCUGUUUCAUGGAUUCCGUUGGUGAACUUGUACAAACAAAACAACAAAACAAAAAAUUAUAAAACCUAAAACUAAACUAAGGGGAGGGUCCCGCACCUGCUACUUCUGUUUGCCAGUGGGAAACUCGGCAGAGCAGGACACCCAAGGCCAAAUCUAUUUUUGUAAUGUUGCUCGUGCCUAGGGGCGCUCCCUUCUCCCAGAGUUUUCUUCGGAGAGCAGAAAGAAACGCAAGAAGUGACUAGAGACAGUAGAGAAAGCCAAGCAGAAGGUCAGGAGACAGCUCCCAACGCCUGGGACUCGCACCACGAUUUUGAACCUGUGCCAAUAAUACCACUAUGUGCCAUGAAAUGAGCCGGAAGCUCGGCCGGAGCCGAGCCCAGCAAACCACGUGGAGAAAUCUUACAGAGGACAGGGGUGGGGGAUCACUUCCGGUAGAGUCACUAUUUCUGGUUAAUAUACAUAUAUAAAUAUAUAAAUACCAACACAGACACACACACUUUUUUUGUACUGUAGCAAUUUUUGAAGAUCUUCAAUGUUCCUUUUUAAAAAAACAAAACAAAACAAAGAAUUGUGUUCUAGUUACAAACUUGAUUUAUUUACCAUGCUUAGUAUGAACAGAAUAAACUCGUGUUUUGUACUUGGGCAACUCACAUCACAUGCUGCGGACACACACACACGCACCUGCACACACAGACACACAAGCAUUUAUAUGCAUAUAUCGGAGAAGCGGUUCUGCAGGUGGCCCGGUAUUCCAUCGCCAUUCAUCCAGGGGGACAGCCUCAACCCAGAUGAGGAGGCCUGUACAUGACAUCCUUCAUCUGCCAGAUACUUGCCGAACGGCACUCGGUGUGUGGCUUCUCACCUUGGGCCAGAAUUAAGAAUGCUGUGGUUUUCUCUCUGUGUUCACCCACAUGAUCCGUGCUCCGUUUCUUCCUUUAACUGUCUGAAGAUGCUAACAGCCACACGCGUUCAUGUAGCCGACUGCCAACGAGUGAGCCUGAGCACCAGGUUGGGCGGGUGGUGGAUUCUCAAACAUUUGUGUUAUACAAGCAUAGACUGAAUUAAAGAGAUUUUUCAGUUCUAUAAUUAAAGGAAUAUA
Microtus oregoni (creeping vole) is the source of this 3406-nucleotide messenger RNA. RefSeq names its product adherens junction-associated protein 1. The transcript has 6 exons. Bases 1025 to 2260 code for a protein of 411 amino acids. Lineage: Eukaryota; Metazoa; Chordata; Mammalia; Rodentia; Cricetidae. Gene Ontology annotation, molecular function: beta-catenin binding. Gene Ontology annotation, cellular component: adherens junction; plasma membrane; cell-cell contact zone. The record is from RefSeq and is a predicted model, not a curated record.